UGUUUGAGGUUUUUCUUUGACCCAGUCUUCUUCCUGGUUUAGAAUCAAGAAUGAAGUUUUUGACAGUUACUUCAGUAAUAUAUGUAUUUACAUAUAUAACUUCCAUGGUCAAAGGACAAUGUUCUUCAAUUGUAUCAAAUUUAACGAUCACGAGCUGUAAUGGAGAAGCGCAAAGUGGAAGCAUAGUUUACAUAGAUUUUCAUCAGAUUAACCAACCGUGUUCGUGUACUGUGAUUCCGUCAUUUCUUGGGAAUCUGCUGGUAUCUGUAAAUCCUGUACCUUUUCAAUGUAAUACACUAAUCGAAGUGGGUGAAUAUCGAUUCAAUUGCCCAUUGAACGUACAAUCUUCCACCUUGAUUUCUGUCAAUAUAAGCCAAUUAGUUUCGAUUUAUGCCGUCUAUGCAUCAGAAAGCACCCCAAUGAGAUUUUACCAAUGUGUGGGAGUUCAGGAAAAAACAGAUGGUGGGACUAGAGAUAAUAUCACUGUAAUUUGUGGAACUUCACCUUUUACAUCACAUACGUCAAGCAGGACAACCAGCAAGUAUUCGUCUACAACUGUAACAAAGAACUAUGACAAUGCGUCCUCUGAAACAACAGUCAUUCCGACUAAGUACACCCAAUCUGGUUCAACACGUUCAUCCCUGUUUGUGCAUCCUCCUGAGAAAUCUGAAAUAAAUUAUGUCAUCAUUGGUUCUGCUUCAGGUGGAGGAUUGGUGCUCAUUGCUGUUAUAAUAAUUCUAAUCGUCAUAUUUUCAAGGAAGGAAAAUAAGCAAAAACACUCAUCAAACAAUAAACAUAAUACAGAACAUAAAAAUGAAACCUUUGAAUAUGAACAUAAACUACCAGAUAAUCCUCUCUACCAUUCAAAUCAACCUGUGGACGAUGUUGGUUACUCCACAGCAGACGAACAACGACUCGGUCCACCACCAUCACAGUUAACAGCAAAUAUUCAGAAAGCGAAUGCUUAUGAUACACCAGUAACGCUCAAAAGCAAAAAUGAUGUAAAAGAUAUUCCUGAAAUACCCGUAUAUGCUAUUCCAAAGAAAUCCAAUGUAUCAUCAACCGAAGUAUCCACCGGGGCAGUGUAUGCCCAGGUUAGCAAACCACAAAAGAACCCAAUCCAGACUUCUGUUCGGGAUCAAAAUCAAGAUGGACUUUUAUAUAUGGAAGUUGAACACAGUCAUCCUACUUCGUCCCAAAAUUGGCCAUACACAAUUGAUAAUAAUUCUGAGAAUGUUGAGUAUGCUGAAAUUAAAAAGAGUUAAAAUUAACUUGUGACUGAUACACAUAUUACUUAAUUCAAACACAAAAGGUGUCCUUAUAGAUUAUAAUAUAACCUCUAGUUUUGUCAAUAUUUAAAUCUUUCACCCGCAUUAGUUGAAAUAAAUGUUAUGCUAUGCUAGUUGAAGUCGUUCAUUGUGUCAAUUAAAUUAGUAAAGAUGC
Messenger RNA from Saccostrea cuccullata (small rock oyster), 1443 nucleotides. RefSeq lists its product as uncharacterized. The coding region runs from base 51 to 1265 and encodes 404 amino acids. The record is from RefSeq and is a predicted model, not a curated record. The transcript is spliced from 6 exons. NCBI's taxonomy places the organism in Eukaryota, Metazoa, Mollusca, Bivalvia, Ostreida, Ostreidae.